Molecule: messenger RNA, 1403 nt
Organism: Vicia villosa (hairy vetch)
Lineage: Eukaryota; Viridiplantae; Streptophyta; Magnoliopsida; Fabales; Fabaceae
Product: mitochondrial thiamine diphosphate carrier 2-like
Exons: 8
Coding region: 360-1355 (331 amino acids)
Biological process (GO): thiamine pyrophosphate transmembrane transport
Cellular component (GO): mitochondrial inner membrane
Molecular function (GO): thiamine transmembrane transporter activity
Source: RefSeq, a predicted model, not a curated record
AAAAGCAUAACCUACCUUUCUUAAUUCUUUCACCCCUUCGAUCACUCUCUCAGACCAAACAACUGUGUCGCCAAAACUCGUAUUUUCUUUGUUAUAUUCUAAAAACAACCACAAUUUUUUCAACUUAUAUUAAUUAAUAUUAUUAAAUAAAUUUUCUUCGCCUGUAUUGGACUCUGCUAUAUUUCCUGCGCCGCAGACGGAGGAGGAGAACUCGCCUCGCCGCCAUUAAACCGUCGCAAUCAAAUAAAGGCGCCAAUUGUUUGAACCGUUUCCCUCUCUCUUUAUUCAAUGUCUUCUCCCUUAUCCAUUGCCGGUUUCUCCAUCUCAGUUUCUGGGUGUAGUUAGAAAAGGGGGUGUCAAUGGCAAUGAAGGAGGAGACAAGUCAGUGGAAGCAGGCCAUGAUUAAUUCCUCGGCUGGGGCGAUUUCUGGUGCUAUUUCACGGACAGUGACGUCACCUCUUGAUGUUAUUAAAAUUAGAUUCCAGGUUCAACUAGAGCCCACUUCCUCUUGGACGUCACUACGCAGGGAUUUGUCCAAACCCUCAAAAUAUACAGGCAUGUUUCAAGCAACCAAAGAUAUUUUUAGAGAAGAAGGCAUACGGGGUUUUUGGCGGGGUAAUGUACCAGCUUUGCUCAUGGUUAUGCCAUAUACAGCUAUACAGUUUACUGUUUUGCAUACAUUGAAGACUUUGGCCUCUGGUUCAUCCAAGACAGAGAAUCACAUUAAUCUGAGCCCUUAUCUAUCCUAUGUAAGUGGGGCAUUAGCUGGGUGUGCAGCUACUGUGGGGUCAUAUCCAUUUGAUCUUCUUCGAACUAUAUUAGCUUCUCAGGGUGAACCAAAGGUUUAUUCAAACAUGAGGUCAGCAUCCAUAGAUAUUCUCCGGACUCGUGGGUUUCGAGGCUUGUAUUCCGGAUUGUCACCGACACUAGUUGAGAUUAUACCUUAUGCAGGCCUACAAUUCGGCACUUAUGAUACAUUCAAACGUUGGGCCAUGGCGUGGAACCAUGCUCAAUAUUCAAAUACUGUUGCAGAAGAGAGCCUCUCUAGCUUUCAGCUUUUCCUGUGUGGGCUAGCAGCAGGAACAUGUGCCAAGCUUGUCUGUCAUCCACUUGAUGUAGUCAAGAAAAGAUUUCAGAUUGAAGGUCUACAAAGGCAUCCAAGAUAUGGAGCUCGGCUUGAACAUCGCGCAUAUAAAAAUAUGUUUGACGGCUUGAAACAGAUAUUACAGAUGGAGGGUUGGGCUGGUUUGUAUAAGGGGAUAGUUCCAUCUACUGUUAAAGCUGCACCAGCUGGUGCUGUAACUUUUGUUGCUUAUGAAUUGACAUCAGAUUGGCUGGAGUCUAUUUUGACUUGAUUUUUUUUAUACUUCAAGAGAAGGGAGAGGUUUUCAUGAUUGUUUCUU